AUGAGUCCCAUUGGCUUCUCCUUCCUCUUCCUUCUUUCUAUAGGACUUCUCUCUAUUGCUUCAGGACAAGAAAGAGCCCCUCAUGGGCUUGUUUAUGAGAAUCCUGUAGCUUUUCCACCAUCAGCAUAUGACUUCUUUCAUCCCAAUGCACGAAAGCCUGAGACCAAAGACCCAUGUAUUGCAUCCAAGUGUUCACCACUGCCUCUAGCGGCUCAAGUAGAAGCCACUCAAAUAUAUGAAAACAAAGCAUCGGCAUCACAAAAUGGUUGGAAACAUAAGAGAGUUGGUGGUGUAGCUGCUGGCAUUAUCUUUGCCAUUGCUUUUAAUGUGCUUUUAGCUAACUGA
Molecule: messenger RNA, 345 nt
Organism: Gastrolobium bilobum
Lineage: Eukaryota; Viridiplantae; Streptophyta; Magnoliopsida; Fabales; Fabaceae
Exons: 1
Coding region: 1-345 (114 amino acids)
Source: RefSeq, a predicted model, not a curated record